AUGAUGAUGAUAAGCUGCGGUAGCAAUGGCAUCGGCUUGCAACGGUUCCUUUUCACUCCGCCUCCUCAGCAGCUGACAAGCAAAGAUAUCUGUUACUGGGGUGAAGAGCUAAGAACAUCAAUGCAAGUUCGGUGCAAAGCCGGAACAGUGCCUCUGAUGAAGCAAAGCCACAAGUUUCUCUCGUCCCUUUCUUCCCCUGCCUUUGCUGGAGAUCCCUCAGCUACAAACCGCCACAUUAAGAAGUUUGUAGCUGCUUCUCCCAAAUCAGUGUCUCUCAAUGUCCUCUCUCAUCUCCUCUCACCUCAUUCUUCACAUCCCCAUCUCUCCUUCUUUGCUCUCUCUAAAUUACUCAAGCUUCGUGGUUUGAUUGGAAUCCCAAGCUCAUUGCUGAUCUUGUUGCUCUGCUCAAUAAACAAGAAAGAUUCAACGAAUCAGAAACUCUACUCUCUACUGCAGCUUUAA
This is a messenger RNA of Eruca vesicaria subsp. sativa (arugula), 462 nucleotides long. NCBI's taxonomy places the organism in Eukaryota, Viridiplantae, Streptophyta, Magnoliopsida, Brassicales, Brassicaceae. The record is from the annotation of a GenBank genome assembly.